Molecule: messenger RNA, 5199 nt
Organism: Choloepus didactylus (southern two-toed sloth)
Lineage: Eukaryota; Metazoa; Chordata; Mammalia; Pilosa; Megalonychidae
Product: zinc finger protein 317
Exons: 6
Coding region: 993-2783 (596 amino acids)
Biological process (GO): regulation of transcription by RNA polymerase II
Cellular component (GO): transcription regulator complex; PcG protein complex
Molecular function (GO): RNA polymerase II cis-regulatory region sequence-specific DNA binding; DNA-binding transcription factor activity, RNA polymerase II-specific
Source: RefSeq, a predicted model, not a curated record
AUGGAAUUCUAUUUUUAUGUUUUCUUCAGAUUGUUCACUGAUAAUUUAGAAACUAAUAAUUUUUGCAUGUUUGAUCUUGUAACCCACUAAUUUGCUGAAUUUGUUCAUUAGCUCUAGUGUAUUUGUUGUUGAUGUUUUUAAAGUGUGAUUAUUUUGAAGUGAAAUACAAGAUUACUUGCUGAAAGUAAGCACAAAGGUAAAAAUGAUAUUUGGAAAUACUGAUGAAAUUUGGACAAGUUGUUUGGGAUAUUGGAUUGCUUAGUAUACUUUUCCUUAGUGUAGGUGCUUCUUGGGGUUAAUAACUUCGGUCUUCUAAAAUUACCAGUGUGACUGGUUGGUUGUUGUUGGGACUAAUUUCUCCAAGGAUGGUGUGGAAUUCUCUCCAAUGUGGGAGGGUUAUUGUGAGGAAAAGAUUGUGUAGGAGGUUUUUUUCAAAGAGCAAAUUUCUGAAUCUUGUUUGGGAAGUGAAGCAGAUUCCAAUGAUGACAAUAUGUAGGUUGUGGCCAAUGCUGUGUAUGGAUGGUAUUGAGUGUGGGGUACAACAGUUGGAAAUUGGGACUCAUGGUUGUAGGUAGACCAUCUUCAUAAAUUCUGGAGCCCUCUUAAAUGAUAGCAGGGCUUGAAAUUGAAAGGAAGCACUGAAGUCUGAGGCCAAAGUAUUUAAUGAGUGAGGGUGUUUUAACAGAGUUGUGCUUAGUGGCAGAUUACUUGUGAAAACUAAAUUCUUAAUCUUAAGUACCCUGACAGAAGUUUUUAUCUAGGUAGGAUAAAGGCCCAGGAUCAAACAGCUCGGCUACUAUAAAGAGAAAAUGCUGAAAAACAAAACUAUGAGUUGUUUACAGUGAGCAGGAACAGCAGAAAACCUUUGACUACUACUAUUACUCUUUUAUUUAUUGUAGAUGCCUUUGAGAGUACUGCAAAAGUAAGAAGAGUAAUUCCCUGGCUGUCCCACUACCCUCUUGUUCAGGCAUAUUUUCUGUCAUUCUCACAGAAUGGCAGGUCUCAAUCUGUCUCCCAGUUUUGCUGUGUCUGAGGAUGCUGUCUGUCUCCAGGAAUCAGAAAUUCCACUUUCUUCAAAAGGCUUUUCCUGUUUUCAGAGUGUGAACCUGUUUCCUUGCGAUGGCUUGGAACCUCAUACAUCAACCAGGGCUGGUUCCCAGGAAUCAGUGACUUUCCAGGAUGUUGCUGUGGACUUUACUGAGAAGGAGUGGCCUUUGCUGGAUUCUUCUCAGAGAAAACUAUACAAAGAUGUAAUGCUGGAGAACUAUAGCAACCUAGCAUCAGUGGGGUAUCAACAUGGCAAACCCAGCCUCAUCUCCCACUUAGAACAAGAAGAGCUGAGGACAGAGGAGACAGAAAUUCACCAAGAUAUUUGUCCAGAUUGGGGGACUUCAUCAAAAAACAAAUGGUCAAUUCUUAUGGAUGAUAUUUUUGGGAAAGAAACAUCCAGUCAUGCGGAAAUGGAAAGAACUCAUCUUAGAGAGAAACCCACUGAAUAUACUCACUUGUUUGAAGUCUUCAGCAUAGGCACUCGUCUUACUCAGCAAAUGGGAAGGUGCACUGGGAAGAGGCCCUAUCACCGCCGUGAUUAUGGGGUAGCUUUUAAAGACAGCUCACCUUUCACCCAUCAUAUGAGCAUUUAUGGUGGAAGAAACCUGUAUGAAUGUCACCAGUGUCAGAAGGCCUUUACCACAAGGUCUUCCCUUACACGUCACAAGAGAAUACACACUGGGGAGAAACCUUAUGAAUGCAAUGCCUGUGGUAAAGCCUUCAAUGAUCCUUCAGCCCUUAGGAGUCAUGUCAGGACUCACACCAAAGAGAAACCCUUUGAAUGCAGUCAGUGUGGAAAUGCAUUCCGAACCCUCUCCUCCCUGAAGAUACACAUGAGAAUUCACACUGGAGAGAGACCUUAUGAGUGUGAUCAAUGUGGGAAGGCCUAUGGCAGGAGCUGUCACCUUACUGCACACAGGAGAACACACACUGGAGAGAGGCCCUAUGAAUGUCACGAUUGUGGAAAAGCUUUCCAGCAUCCCUCACAUCUUAAAGAACAUGUCAGGAAUCACACUGGAGAGAAACCCUAUGAAUGCACACAGUGUGGAAAAGCCUUCCGAUGGAAGUCUAACUUCAAUUUGCACAAGAAAAACCACCUGAUAGAGAAAACAUAUGAAUGUAAAGAAUGUGGAAAAAUCUUUGGUGAUCUCGUAUCACGGAGGAAACAUAUGAGGAUUCAUGUUGUAAAGAAACCUGUUGAAUGUAGACUGUGUGGAAAAGCCUUCAGAAACCAAUCAAUCCUUAAGACACACAUGAAUUCUCACACUGGAGAGAAACCAUAUGGGUGUGACCUAUGUGGGAAAGCUUUCAGCGCAAGCUCAAAUCUAACUGCACACAGGAAAAUACAUACUCAAGAGAGACGCUAUGAAUGCACUGUGUGUGGGAAAGUCUUCAGUGAUUAUUUAUCACGGAGGAGGCAUAUGAGCAUUCAUCUUGUAAAGAAAUAUGUUGAAUGUAGGCAGUGUGGAAAAGGCUUCAGAAACCAGUCAACCCUUAAGACACAUAUGAGAACUCACACAGGAGAGAAGCCAUAUGAGUGUGAUCAUUGUGGGAAAGCCUUCAGCAUAGGCUCUAACCUUAAUGUGCACAGGAGAAUACACACUGGGGAGAAACCCUAUGAAUGUCUUGUCUGUGGGAAAGCCUUUAGUGAUCAUUCGUCUCUUAGGAGUCAUGUGAAAAGUCACCGGGGAGAGAAGCUCUUUGUGUCAUCGAUGUGGAAAAGGCUCCAGUGAAUGUGCCUUCUUUAAGAGAAACAAGCUCAGACUCAUAGAUAUAAGGAAGGCAAGAAAGUCCUCAUGAGUUCUCACCUUAUGUGCACAAAAGAGUACAUGUAACUUGGGAGAAUCCGAAUUUUUAUAACAGUGGGAAGAUUUGAGUUCUUCAUCACCUAGGAUACCUGUCAGAACUUGUGCUGAGAAGAAAACAUAUCUGUUUGGAAGAAGAAGCUGUUAGUGCAUGUUCAGUUCUUAACAAAUGUGUAUAUGUUUGCAAUGUGAGAACUUAUGGAGAGAAAUCCUAUAGUUUUGUAUUUAAUGUGGAAAUGACUUUUUUACCACUUCACUUCUUGCAUAUAAGCGCAAACAGGAGAAUAUCUAAAGAAAAUGACAGAGAAACCCUUUUCUGGUCUCACAUUGAAUUCUUCAUGAAAGAAAUGACUCUGAAGAGAAAAACCUAUGAAGUAAGGAAUGUGGGAAAGUUUACAGGAGAUGUCAGUAUGGCCCACAAGUUAAAAAUAGUUUUUACAUUUUGGAAGAAGAACGUGUAACAGAGAACAUAUGUGGCUUACAAAGGCUAAAAUACUUCCGGUCUGGCCCUUUAUAGAAAAACUUUGCCAACCCUUAAUUAAAAGCAGUGACUCUCAGCUAGGGGUGAUUUUGCUGGCCAGGGAAUAUUUCAUAAUGUCUGGAGACAUUUUUGGUUAUUGCAGCUGGUGGAUAUGUGCUAUUGGCAUUUAAGUGGGGAGACAUCAGGAAUGCUUCUAAACAUUCUAUAAAGCACAGGAGCUCCCAACAAGAAAUAAGUAUCUGUCCCCAAAUGCUAAUAUUGCUAAGUUUGAGAAACCCUGGUCUACAAUAAGUAAUUUUUAUGAAAUAUCUGAAUAUUCACACUAGGAAAAACUUCAAAUGUUUUAAUUAUAAUCUGUGUGAUCCCUCUUUCAGGAACAUGUGAAACUUGCACUGCAGAUAAUCCCUCUGGAUGCAGUCAGUGUGGAGAUGCUUUUAGCCACACCCCCUCACUUCCUGUGCAUAUGAGAAUUGAUAAUGGGAGACAAAUCCUUUGGGAUUUUCCAGUGAAUGUGGGAUUGUCGUAUCAUUUUUUCAUUCUGAAAACAGACACUAGCUUGUUAAUUUUCAGUCUUUAUGAAUUUUAUGUUCCUCUAGAUAACUCUUAAGCCUAAUUACAAAGGUUUGUGUAUAGUAUUUUAAUUAUAACUUCAUUCUUGAUAUGUUUAAUUCCCUUUUAAAUAACCUAUUUGACCAAUGGGAUAUUUAGAAGUGUAACAUGGGUAUUUUUUAGUACCUUUUUGUUUCUGGUAUCUGAUUUAAAUGCAUUGGAACAUGAUUAUCUUCAUCAAAUGGACUCUUUGGUAAGUUUGAGCCUCUCGUCUGGCCAAGGAUGAAUUAUACUUCUAGUUGUUUCUCUAAUAGUCACACUCAGCUUCUUCCAUAUCUAGAGAAUCUGUUUUGUCAGAUUAGUAAAAUCUGCUAUUUUUUUAAAUUUCUCAUCUUCUAGGUUUUAUUUCAGCUAACAGUAUCCAUGUCACACAGCCCUGGCCAUUGAUAGUUAAGCAGAAGUCACUGUGUAGGCUUCUGGAAAAGCUCUUGAGAAAGAGUGCAUCUUAUUUGCAUUUUUCUCUAUAUGUUUUAUUCUUUUCUCUCCCCUCCCUACUUCCAACCUUGAAAGGAGAUCCAGUACCUUGUGUUAAAGGAUCCAUCUCAUGACUGAGGAUGAAAGCCACAGUCUAAGGUGGACAUUGUAGAAAAGUCACAAUUACCCUGGUCUCCCCAGUGGCUUUGACUGCUCAAACCCUGGACUUCUUGUUAAAUGAGAAAAAAUAAAUAUUGGUUUAAGCUGCUGUGGAUAUUUUAUUUUUCUAUUUGAUUAUUUAUUGAGGGGUUUCUGUUACAGCCAGCUGGAUGCAUGUAACUAACACAUAUACUGGGUUAUUGGUGAGUGUUUAACAGCCAUUGGUAAGUGUUAUAACAGCCCCAUUUGUGGGUAUAAACUGCUUAUGUUUUCAUUACUGUAUACAGGUUUUUAAACAGUCCUAUAGAUCAAACUUUUAAAUUGUGUAUCACACAUUUUAAUAUACUUAAAGAUUUUUUUAUUUUCUUGACCUGUAGCAUUCUGAUCAAAGAGUAUUACCUCUCACAAAAGCCCUUGGAAGCAUAGAUUGGUAUCUCCAUUCACAUACAAGGGAUCUGAAGCAAGAAAGUUUAGGUUGUUUACCUAAGGUCAAUCUGUUAAUAAAUGGUGUCUGGUUCAAGUCCAAACCUCCUUUGUGCCAGGCUCUUCUCUAUGCCCCAGGUCUCAAGCAGUGAAAAAGGAUUUGUCAUGGUGUUUACAUUCUUUUGGGGGAUGGGGUACCUGUUAAAUGAAUACAUGUUGCAUAUGAGAUAAUGGUAAUUGCAAUGGAGAAAAAUUACA